AUGUUAUAUAAUGCAAGUGCGCUUUACUUUAAAAUGAAUUAUUCCCGCUGCCGGAACGAUAGCGUUCUGGAAAAGGGAAAGUAUAAAGGGUUUAACAAAGAAACGGUUAAACCACUGCUACAAAAAGUGCUCGAGCUACAAGCACGGGCUUCCCCGCAGGAACCUAUGGGCUUAAAGCCGCAAGGGCCCGUUACUUACGAUUGA
Messenger RNA from Gaeumannomyces tritici R3-111a-1, 204 nucleotides. RefSeq lists its product as hypothetical. NCBI's taxonomy places the organism in Eukaryota, Fungi, Ascomycota, Sordariomycetes, Magnaporthales, Magnaporthaceae. The transcript has 5 exons. The coding region runs from base 1 to 204 and encodes 67 amino acids. The record is from RefSeq and is a predicted model, not a curated record.